Messenger RNA from Medicago truncatula (barrel medic), 3253 nucleotides. Its product is annotated as putative pentatricopeptide repeat-containing protein At5g08490. The record is from RefSeq and is a predicted model, not a curated record. The coding region runs from base 497 to 3118 and encodes 873 amino acids. The transcript has a single exon. Gene Ontology annotation, biological process: RNA modification. NCBI's taxonomy places the organism in Eukaryota, Viridiplantae, Streptophyta, Magnoliopsida, Fabales, Fabaceae. Gene Ontology annotation, molecular function: protein binding; RNA binding.
AUAGUGUGGAAAAUUAUGGACCAAAAUCAUAUAUGAAUUAAACGAGGGCCAAAAAUUGUAAUUAAGCAUAGAUCACCUUUUAUGAAUGAAUUUUCAAUGGAAGAUUACACUAAGCUCAGCUCACUACAGACGUUUAAAAAUUCUCUCCUAAUUCAUUUCUUAAAAGAGAAUUCAGUCUAUUCCCGACGGUGCCACCGCUCGUCACUUUCCCGGUGAAGAAACCGUGUAAUCCACAGCGGGGCACACGGUGGCGAAUACAAAUAUCAACCUCAACCGCCGCUAGAGUCUUCUUGUUUUCCCAUUCAACUAGUUUUAACCAGCACAUUGAAAUUCAUCACUGGGUCUUUUUCAUUUAGCACAUCCACUGUUUGUGAAAAUGCCUCAGAGGAACGCAGAAACGGAAAGCCCAUGAUUUGAAGAUUUUUGUAGCAUUCCAUGCGUUCUGUUUUCAUAUGGCAGUAUAACAUUGAAGUCCCAUCGGUAAAUUCUCGUGGGCAUGCUUCAACGCAAUUUCAUGACAUGGGCUUCAACCAUUAGGAGUUUAUGUGUAGAUUCUAGGCACAAUGAAGCCCUUUCCUUUUUCCAUCAUUGUUUGAAGGAUAGUGCAGCUUUUAAACCAGAUCAUGAAGUUCUUGCUGCGAUUCUCAAGUCCUGUUCUGCCCUUCUGGCUUCCAACUUGGGAAAAUGUUUGCAUAGUUAUGUUGUUAAACAAGGUCAUGUUUCUUGCCAUGUUACCAGUAAAGCAUUGCUUAACAUGUAUGCUAAAUGUGGCAUGCUUGAUGAUUGUCAUAAGCUGUUUGAUCAGUUUGGUCGCUGUGAUCCGGUUAUUUGGAACAUUGUUUUGUCAGGGUAUUCGAGGUCUGGUAAAAAUGAUGCUGAUGUGAUGAAGGUGUUUAGGGCGAUGCAUUCGAGUGGAGAGGUUAUGCCUAGUUCUGUUACCAUUGCUACUGUUCUUCCUGUUUGUGCUCGUUCAGGGAAUCUGAAUGGUGGAAAGAGUGUGCACGGUUAUGUUAUCAAAUCUGGUUUUGAAAUGGACACAUUUGCUGGAAAUGCUUUGGUGUCGAUGUAUGCUAAGUGUGGACUUGUGGCUUGUGAUGCAUAUGCUGUCUUUGAUAGCAUUAUUCACAAAGAUGUUGUUUCGUGGAAUGCAAUGAUCGCAGGCCUUGCUGAGAAUGGGUUGUUAAAAGAAGCAUUCUCGUUAUUUAGUUUGAUGAUGAAAGGAUCUGUAAAGCCAAAUUAUGCAACAGUAGCCAAUAUCCUGCCGGUUUGUGCUUCAUUUGAUGAGAAUAUUGCCCACCGUUGUGGAAGGCAAAUCCACUCUUAUGUGCUGCAGUGGCCUGAAUUGUCAGCUGAUGUUUCCGUAUGUAACGCUUUGCUGAGCUUCUACUUAAAAGUUGGACGGACAAAAGAAGCCGAAUCUUUGUUUUGGGCAAUGGAUGCAAGGGAUUUGGUCUCUUGGAAUACAAUUAUUGCAGGAUACGCAUUGAAUGGUGAAUGGUUAAAAUCAUUGCAUGUAUUUGGUAAUUUAGUGUCUCUAGAAAUGUUAUUGUUGGAUUCUGUGACCAUGGUCAGCAUCCUUCCUGCAUGUGCACAAUUGGACAAUUUGCAGGCGGGGAAACAAGUCCAUGCGUAUAUUUUGAGACAUCCUUUUCUUUUUGAAGACACUUCUGCUGGAAAUGCUUUAGUUAGUUUCUAUGCAAAAUGUGGCUAUAUAGAAGAAGCAUAUCACACAUUUUCUAUGAUAUCUAGAAAAGAUUUGAUUUCAUGGAAUUCUAUUUUGGAUGCCUUUGGAGAGAAGAGGCAUCAUUCAAGAUUUCUCAGCCUGUUACAUGUGAUGCUUAAACUAGAUAUUAGACCCGACUCCGUUACAAUAUUGACCAUAAUCCAUUUUUGUGCUUCUCUUUUGAGAGUAAAAAAGGUGAAAGAAAUACACGGCUAUUCAAUUAGGAGUGGAUCUCUAUUAUGUGCUACCGCGCCAACUGUUGGGAAUGCAAUACUUGAUGCAUAUUCCAAAUGUGGCAACAUUGAGUAUGCAAAUAAAAUGUUUCAGAAUCUGUCAGAAAAAAGGAAUCUGGUCACAUGCAAUUCACUGAUAUCAGGUUAUGUGGGUUUAGGAUCACAUUAUGAUGCAAAUAUGAUAUUUAGUGGGAUGUCGGAGACGGACCUUACCACAUGGAAUCUAAUGGUUCGAGUAUAUGCCGAAAAUGAUUGUCCCGAGCAGGCGCUUGAAUUGUUCUUAAAGUUACAAACUCAAGGGAUGAAGCCUGAUGUGGUGACUAUCAUGAGCCUCAUUCCAGUAUGCACACAAAUGGCGUCAGUUCACUUACUGCGCCAGUGUCAUGGAUACAUUAUUCGGUCUAGUUUUGAGGAUCUUCAUCUUAAAGGAACCCUCUUAGAUGCUUAUGCAAAAUGUGGCAUCAUAGGCUAUGCAUAUAAGAUAUUUCAAUCAAGUGUUGAUAAGGAUCUGGUUAUGUUUACUGCUAUGAUUGGUGGGUAUGCUAUGCAUGGCAUGAGUGAAAAAGCACUUGAGACUUUUUCUCAUAUGCUCAAUAUGGGAAUCAAGCCAGAUCAUGUUAUAUUUACUUCCAUAUUAUCUGCUUGCAGUCACGCUGGCCGCAUAGCUGAAGGACUGAAGAUAUUUGAUUCAAUAGAGAAAAUCCAUGGUAUGAAACCAACUAUUGAACAGUUUGCUUGCGUGGUGGACCUCCUCGCUCGAGGUGGACACGUUAGUGAAGCAUAUUCUUUUGUGACCAAGAUACCAAUUGAAGCCAAUGCAAAUAUUUGGGGGACAUUGCUUGGUGCCUGCAAAACUUAUCAUGAGGUCGAAUUGGGUCGUAUUGUAGCAGACAAACUUUUCAAAAUUGAAGCUAAUGAUAUUGGAAACUACAUUGUAUUGUCAAAUUUGUAUGCUGCAGAUGAUAGAUGGGAUGGAGUAAUGGAGGUUAGAAAGAUGAUGAGGAACAAAGAUUUGAAAAAACCAGCAGGAUGCAGCUGGAUCGAAGUUGAGAGGACAAAUAACAUUUUUGUAGUUGGAGAUUGUUCCCAUCCACAAAGAAAUUUGAUUUAUAGUACACUUUGUACAUUAGAUCAACAAGUAAAGGAACCGAUGGAAUUUUAGCUCAAUCUGUACAUUAUGGCAUUCCUGAUGUUUCAAGAGAAAUCAAAUCCCACCAAGAUUUUUGAGUAUGAGAAAUACUUGUAUAGAACACAUCCAUUUUAAGGAGAUAUGAUAUAAUAAGGUUAUCAUAUCCUA